Molecule: messenger RNA, 2075 nt
Organism: Kogia breviceps (pygmy sperm whale)
Lineage: Eukaryota; Metazoa; Chordata; Mammalia; Artiodactyla; Physeteridae
Source: RefSeq, a predicted model, not a curated record
GAUCCACGCGGUGGGCCCCCGGGCGGGGGACAGGUGGGGUCUAAGCCGGGCGUCGCAAGGGCUCUGCCUUCUUACGGGGAAUCUCCGCUCGGGCUCCGGCCAGGGGAGGCGGCUCCGGAGGGGCAGGCGGGCUCCACCCCCGGGCCGGCCGCGCGCCCGCGCCUCCCAGUUCCCGGAGCCCGAGUAGGGACUCGAGGUGGUGGCGGCGGCGGCUCCGCUCCCAGCUGGGCGUCUGGGCGCGGGGCCAGGACGGGAGGGGAGCGGCGGCGGCGCCGGGCGGCGGAUAGCGCGGAGGGCGGCGGCCUGGACCCGCCGAGCCAUGGCGGCCCCGGAGCCGGUGCCGAGGCGGGGCCGGGAGCGGGAGCGGGAGGACGAGAGUGAGGACGAGAGCGACAUCCUGGAAGAGAGCCCGUGCGGCCGCUGGCAGAAGCGGCGGGAGCAGGUGAACCAGGGGAACAUGCCUGGCGUCCAGAGCACCUUCCUGGCCAUGGACACGGAGGAGGGAGUGGAGGUGGUGUGGAACGAGCUGCACUUCGCUGACAGGAAGGCCUUUUUGGCCCACGAGGAGAAGAUCCAGGUCAUGUUUGAGCAGCUGGCGCUGGUGGACCACCCCAACAUUGUCAAGCUGCACAAGUACUGGCUGGACGCCUCGGAGGCCCGAGCACGGGUGAGCCGUGGGCACACCACGGGGAGGGGGCACCGGUGGGUGGGGAGGUUGUGGGCACCCACCGUUGGUGGAGCCCGUGAGCCUGCCGCCUCGCAGGUCAUCUUCAUCACAGAGUACGUGUCAUCGGGCAGCCUCAAGCAGUUCCUCAAAAAGACCAAGAAGAACCACAAGGCCAUGAACACCAGGUCCGUCCGCCGCCAGGCCUGGAAGCGCUGGUGCACGCAGAUCCUGUCCGCGCUCAGCUUUCUGCACGCCUGCAGUCCCCCCAUCAUCCACGGGAACCUGACCAGCGACACCAUCUUCAUACAGCACAACGGCCUCAUCAAGAUCGGCUCUGUGUGGCACCGGAUCUUCUCCAAUGCUCUCCCAGACGAUCUUCGAAGCCCCAUCCGUGUUGAGCGGGAGGAACCUCGGAACUUGCACUUCUUCCCGCCAGAGUACGGAGAGGUUGCCGAUGGCACUGCCGUGGACAUCUUCUCUUUUGGGAUGUGUGCGCUGGAGAUGGCUGUGCUGGAGAUCCAGGCCAAUGGGGACACCCGGGUCACAGAGGAAGCCAUCGCUCGCGCCAGGCACUCUCUGAGUGACCCCAACAUGCGGGAGUUCAUCCUCUCCUGCCUGGCCCGGGACCCUGCCCGCCGGCCCUCCGCUCACAGCCUCCUCUUCCACCGUGUGCUGUUUGAGGUGCACUCGCUGAAGCUCCUGGCCGCUCACUGCUUCAUCCAGCACCAGUACCUCAUGCCUGAGAACAUGGUGGAGGAAAAGACCAAGGCGACGGACCCGCACACGGUCCUGGCAGAGAUCCCCCGGUCGCCCGGGCCCCCGCUGCAGUGGCGGUACUCAGAGGUGUCCUGUCUGGAGCUUGACAAGUUCCUGGAGGACGUCAGAAACGGGAUCUACCCACUGAUGAACUUUGCUGCCGCUCGGCCCCUGGGGCUGCCCCGUGUGCUGGCCCCACCCCCCGAGGAAGCCCCAAAGGCCAAGACCCCGACGCCAGAACCCUUUGACUCAGAGACCAGAAAGGUGAUCCAGAUGCAGUGUAACCUGGAGAGAAGCGAGGACCAGGCGCGCUGGCAUCUCACGCUGCUCCUGGUGCUGGAGGACAGGCUGCACCGGCAGCUCUCCUACGACCUGCUCCCAACCGACAGUGCCCAGGAACUGGCCGCCGAGCUGGUGCACUACGGCUUCGUGCACGAGGACGAUCGGCCAAAGCUGUCCGCCUUCCUGGACAGCACCUUGCUCAAGUGCCGCGGAGCUCAGCCGUGAUCCUGAUCCCGCCUCAGCGCUCCAGCUCCCCAGCCCCCCGGAACCAGACCUGGUGGCCCCCGUGGGGCAGCUCGGCAUUGGGCCCGGCGUCUGGGUGGGGGACCAGGGGCCCCCUCUGCCUGUGUGCCUGCUAGUGAGGAACCUC